Messenger RNA from Oreochromis niloticus (Nile tilapia), 5389 nucleotides. It is a transcript of the gene nos1apa, whose product is annotated as nitric oxide synthase 1 (neuronal) adaptor protein a. Bases 425 to 2158 code for a protein of 577 amino acids. The transcript is spliced from 10 exons. Lineage: Eukaryota; Metazoa; Chordata; Actinopteri; Cichliformes; Cichlidae. Gene Ontology annotation, molecular function: nitric-oxide synthase binding. The record is from RefSeq and is a predicted model, not a curated record.
ACGGCGCGCCUCUGCUCCAAUGGAAACAGGCGGGAUCCCCGGACUCCUCCAAUCACACCUUUCCUCCAUGAGGGCGGCGGGGUAGGGGGAGUCCUGAACCGGAGGCAGGACCCGACGAACUUCCACACUCGCCACAGGAAAAGUCGGGAAAACACAUCUGUCCCCGCAUGACGCUGUUUGUGUCGGCCAGCGUGUGUCGUUAAAGCCGUAGCGGUGACCGUUAGCGGGCCGGCAGUUUCCCGGAGCGCCGGUGAAGUUGUGGCCGCUGUUGACGGCGGUGUGGUAGCGUCGGGACGCUUUGCCGCUAUGGAGAACAUCCACUGAUCGGAUUUGGAAUUGUUUUUCUUGGAUUUAUCCCCGGUAAACCGAGCCGGUUUCUGUUCCCGCAUAUAUCCCAUUGGCACUGUGGAGUAGGAAUAUCUGGAUGAAAAAAAAAAUGCCUGGGAGAACCAAGUACAACCUCGUAGAUGAUGGGCACGAUCUGAGGAUCCCAUUGCACAACGAGGAAGCAUUCCAGCAUGGGAUCAACUUCGAGGCAAAGUACAUUGGCAGUCUGGAUGUGGCGCGGCCGAGCAGCCGAGUGGAGAUAGUGGCGGCGAUGAGAAGAAUACGGUAUGAGUUCAAGGUGAAAAACAUCAAGAAGAAGAAAGUCCACAUCGUGGUGUCUGUAGAUGGCGUGAAAGUCACCUUGAGGAAAAAGAAGAAAAAGAAUGAGUGGACAUGGGACGAGAGCAAAAUGAUGGUGAUGCAGGAUCCCAUUUACAGGAUCUUCUACGUGUCUCAUGACUCCCAAGAUUUGAAGAUCUUCAGCUACAUUGCCAGAGAUGGACAGAGCAAUGUGUUCCGCUGUAAUGUCUUCAAGUCUAAGAAGAAGAGCCAGGCCAUGCGUAUCGUUCGGACAGUCGGGCAGGCGUUUGAAGUUUGUCACAAACUGAGUCUGCAGCACACGCAGCAGAACACUGAUGGACAGGACGACCACCACAGCGACAAGAACAGCAAUGACUCUUCCGUCACAGGUGUGCGUGCUUAUCCACCUGUGUGUGUAUGUACUUUCCUGGGCUCAGCUCGGGAGCUAACAGGUGCAGAGAAGACGCCGACCGUCGCUGAAGAGACCGACAUUGAUGCCGAGGAGGUGAACCAGGCGCUAGCAGCACAGGAUCUGAACCUCAACAGAGGAGUGACUGACCUGGACGCCACAGCUAAGACAACAGAUGUGAACCUCUCAGAAAACAAGCAGCCUUCAGAGGAGGCUUCCCUGCUGGUGUCCAGCCCCAAGAUGCUGCUCCCAGUAUCAGGCAUACUGCCACCCAGCACCCCGUUGUCUGUGCACCACCAGAUCCAACUGCUCCAGCAACAGCUCCAGCAGCAACAGCAGCAGACACAAGUGGCUGUGGCACAGGUCCAUCUCUUGAAGGACCAGCUGAGUGCGGAGGCCACGGCUCGGCUGGAGGCCCAGGCUCGCGUCCACCAGCUGCUCCUCCAGAACAAAGACCUGCUGCAGCACAUCUCUCUGCUGGUUAAACAGAUCCAGGAACUGGAGACCAAAAUGUCUGGACCAAAUUCCAUGGGUUCCCAGGACAGUUUGUUGGAGAUCACGUUCCGGUCUACAGUACCUCCUGUGAUAUGUGACCCCACGACACCUAAGCCUGACGUGUCAGCCCUCAACCUGCACACAUUUGGCAACGGCGACGGGACCAGCAAUGCCUUCUCAUCAUCCAACGGGACUCUGGGAAGCCCACUAGGUAGGGACCAAUGUCUACUCAAACUGGAGUGUUUCCGUUUCCUCCCGGGACCCCCGGGGCCUCCACCUCCUCGACUCCCCUCGCCUCCUCAUCUGCUCAAGACUAACAGGCCAGAGAUCAAAAGUCCAGAAGCGUCAGAGGGUCCAGUAAAGUCUUUGUCGUGCGACGUCAAAUCUCUGGGCUGCCUGGAAUUCGCAAGGUUUCGCGAGUCGGGUAUUGCCUCGGAGUACGAGUCAAACACGGACGACAGUGAUGACAGGGAGGAUGAGGAUGAGGGGGAGGACGAGGAUGAGGAUGAGGACGAGGAAGACAUGGAGAUCUUUGGAUGGGGAACAGAUCAGGAGACAGUGAGGCUACUUAAUGUUCUCAACAGACAGGGAACUCCUGACUGUCUGGGAGAUGAAAUAGCGGUGUAACACUUUAACCUGCCCCACCCCCCCAUCCGGAGAAUCCUAUGGUGGCUUGUUUUGUUCACUUACUUAAAACCGAAGUGUGAGAAUGACAUAUAUUGGAUGUACACAACUACAUAAUCAAGGCUAACAUGAAUUUACCAAUCGCAUUUUUUUCAACCUGAUGUUGUUGGCAGAUUAAAGCUAUAAACUGUCCUCUGAGGUACAUUCAGCUUGAACUUGAAGUGAAUUUAAGAUAACUGUGGUGUCAGCUGUUUUUAGACGGACAUAAGGCUUGUAUGGGAAAACAUAACCUUGUCCUGCAUUCGAAGUCAGUACAUUAAGUCCCACUGGGGAAAACACUGCUGCCACGGUCCUUGCGCCUCUUUUGCCUCUGAAAUGGUUGGCUUUAGGCAGAGGGUAGGGCCUGCGAUCACUCGCAGUGACUUGCCGUUCUCAAAGCAACUUUUGUGUGUCACAACUGCAGUAACACUGAGUAAGUCUGCUUUCAGUCUGAGAGAUCAGAAUGAGGUUAAUUUGACCAUUAUGUGCAGUUUGGUGAUAAUGAUCCUGCAGCAGUGUGAAAAGUUGCAAAUCUGUUGCCCUCUACAUCCACAGAAAUUCACGGGUUCGCAGCCCUUUGCCGCACGUCUUCCUCUUUCUCUCUCUCCCUCCGCUUUCCUGUCACUCUUCACUGCUCUGUCCAAUAAAGCCGAAGUCAGUCAGAGUUGAACUGAUGGGAGACAGGUCGUCUCCCAUCGGGACAGGUGCUCUCCCGAUGGGAUUAAGAGUGGUUGCCCAGAUGUAGAGGGCAGAGAACUAAGUCUAAAUAAAUUAAUAAGGCCAGAGCAUCAAAUGUAAAAAGAAACCAAAUUAAAAUAGUGUCCCUUUAAAAUAAGGACACAUGUGGGCACAAACAAAUUAAUAGCAGAAUGACAAAUCAAAAGUCAUCGACAGCAUGACAUCAGAGAGGAGACCAAACAAGAACAUGCCAAACAUUAAGAAGGUUGCUUCCUUAUAAAUUUUAGGUUUGUCAAACUUAUCAUCCUGAUACAGGAGGCAAAAAAACAAGUUCACACGCCGUAACGGGGCAUAUUGUUAGCUAGAGUUUAUCAAAAAUCAGCUGUAAGCAAAUAAAGUUUGAUUAUAGAUAAUUUGCUUCUAGUUCAGGCUGAAUUUACCUAAAGAAUAGUAAUCUGAGUUGGUCACAUACCCUUGGAAAACAAGAGUUUGAGCCUAAUUUGUAUGCACACUCAUGCAUAUACUCUUAUUUCUCUGAAUCUGUUGCUCCUGUUUGCUUCCUUUUGUUUCCUGUUUUUUCGUGACACACGGGCGUCCAUCUAUCAGACACACUCAUCAGAUUCAGACUCUAAAGUUUUCCCCUUUGGGUAAAUUGAAAUUGUGAUUCUGCGUGUGCGCUGAUCAUGUCAUGGGGCUGUCAGGGUGUAACAGGAAAUCAAUCACAUACCAAAUGGUAGUUGUUUCAAAAUGUACAUAUAUAAUAUCUCCUUUAGGUUAGUUCAGGGGCAAGUGCUCACUCUGUCAACACGGACGGAGUAGCGAUCAUUCACGCUGACAGGAACAAGACAGAAGUGUUCGGGACUAAAGAGACCUGAGACUGACACGCUCUCGUCACUGCUGGAGUGAAAAGCGACUCUUCCUGCGAUGAAGCACGAACAAUUGGGUCUAUCUUUUGGAGGGACUUUGUAACUUUGGAAAGGGAAAGCCCUUUCUUCCUCUGUUCAUAAUAACUCAAAGACUAUUUUUAGACAGAAAUCUCUAUCUACCUGUACAAACUUUGUUUUCUACACAGAAACUGUUGGAACUGCUCCAUCCUUGACCCUCUUUUUUGUCUCUCACUGUAUGUCAACUUGGUAGUCAGAGCAUGUUUGCACUCUUUUCAGUUGUCCACGCACAUAUCUCCCCACUUUUUAAUUUAUGUAAAGCUGGGAUUAGUUCGACCUCGAGGAACGCUGUUUGUUUCUUUUAUUCAUCCGGUAAACAAAAACUCUUCCCGCGUGCCAAAACAGCGGCUCGCGGAUGACGGCCAAGUGCGGUCCCGUUUGUUUUAACCCAGCUCUGUGUACCGGCCUCCAGGCACGAGUCAAUAUUAAAGUAUUCGUUUUGUUUCAUGGGGAAAGCUACAGAGUUUUCAUUCUUGUGUACCGUAGCCAUAGUUUAACAGGACAGCCCUUCACUCAGAUCAGUGCAGACAGUCGUAUUUGGCAAAGGUAGAUGCUGCAGAGAUUUGAAGAGGAAGUGAGCCAAAUCUCUGAGUGCUCAAUAUCUUUUUGCAAAGAGCUUUAGUCAGAUUGGAUUAAACCAAUCAGUGAGAGUCCAGUAAACUGCCAGCCACUUGCCAUCUGAUUGUGUUUGUAUUAAAAGAUAACAAAGAUCCUAUCUUCUGUUUGUCUAAAGUUUGUUUGGAUAUUCGUGCCAAAGUGGUCGCACAUGAGAACUAACUAGUGUUACCAGUAAAAAAUAUGCAGGCCAGCUAUAAUUAGUCAGCAGCAUAGGUUUUCUCUGGCUUGACUUAAAAUUGAUCCAAAAAAUCUAAAUUACAUUUCUAGACGCAUAGACCCGUUCUGAAAAUAACCCAUAAGACUGACACAUUAAGUGGUCAUUACCCAGGCCUGAUCUUAACUGCUCAGUUGGUAAGUUGGUCAGUUGGCAUACUGGCAAGCAGUCUAAUCUGUUAUCACAAAGGCGAAGCACUUGAUAGGCGAAUGAGUAAAUAAUCUAGAUCUGGGCAUCCUUCAGUCAGAAACGAUGUGAGGAAAGUAAGAGACUAAAUAAGUCCCAACAGAGGGUCAAGGUGAAACAGAGGGACACCACAUAAAUCAAUAAGUAUCAAUAAUAUAACUGUUGAUUUUUCAAUAGCCUACCUUUACCGGUUUGUUCAGUGUGGAAAGCAGAGGUGCCGGCCAGCUAUUAGGUUAUGAUUCACAGAAAUGCCCGUGCCUUCUGCAAUUUCCAGACAUCUCAAUCAGUUCUAUACUGCUGUAUAAAUCGGCGGAUCUUGAUAGACAAGUUCCAGAUUAGGUUUAUACCCAGCUACAGGGAAAAGCAGGCUUAAACCUAGAUGGUCCCGAAACAACAGCAAGUUAUACCUUAGGACCAGAGUUGUAGACAAGUGUCUUAGUCCAAACUGUCGUCGACUUGACAGAUGCAAACAGACUGAAAACUAGGGAUGGGUAUCGUUUAGGUUUUAUCUGAUACCAGUACCAAACCGGUACUUUUGAAACGGUGCCGGUGGUU